This is a messenger RNA of Halichondria panicea, 4680 nucleotides long. Its product is annotated as multiple epidermal growth factor-like domains protein 8. Bases 46 to 4584 code for a protein of 1512 amino acids. The record is from RefSeq and is a predicted model, not a curated record. NCBI's taxonomy places the organism in Eukaryota, Metazoa, Porifera, Demospongiae, Suberitida, Halichondriidae. Gene Ontology annotation, molecular function: protein binding. The transcript has 13 exons.
AUCCUACAGCUAGCUACAGACUUACAGUACACUGAGUACACCACAAUGACCAUACAGGCUAGCUCUCCCUGGACCUGUCUGUUGGUGUGGACGGCUUUGUCUUCAUUGCUUGCUACUAAAGCACUAACUGGAGCGGUCCUAGUCUGCAAUGGUCACGGUACGGCUAGAGGGGGACCUGGUAACUCCACUCUGUGUGUGUGCCAGGAGCCAUACACUGGGGAUACUUGUCAAACCUGUAAUCACGGCUACUACGGCAACCCAAUCAACGGUGGACUCUGCUACCUGUCGUGUGGUCGCUCAAAACACCUCACUCAUUUCACCAUUGGAGGUGUGGGGGUCAGCAAUCAACAUUUACUGGACAACCCCCCAAAGUCAGGGGGUAACAUUUGCUUGUGGAUUAUCGACCCCUUUCAUCUCAACCCUUUCGAUGACUCAAAUACUUUUCAGACUCAUAAUAAUUCAAACAACAAUGCAUCUCUUCGUUUCCAAAUCAGCACAAAUCCUUCCAGUCUCAACAAGACCUUGCUAAUCUAUCGAGGCUUGCCGUCAUUUUUAAACUUUGCACUCUCGAACUCAAUAUUAUAUAAUCAGUCAGUUCUCACCCAUCAAUCUCAACUAAACCAAAACUCAAUUUCUACGACGAAUAUUCGUGCUAAUUUAUUUUUAUCGCUCGCUGGAGAUCGUUUGCUGGACAAUCCUCUCGUCGUUGUCAAUGGUUACGAUGUCGUUACGCUGGUGUACUUGUAUCACGGAACUGGAAUGGACAGGGCCGCCCUCAACGUGAGCGUGACCGUAUGGAAUGGGGACAACAGCUCGGACCUGAAUCAGACACCCUAUGAUGUAAUUGCUGGGGAAAUCCCAUCUCUAAGACCACACCUCCUCGUAUCCUCCCUGUCAAAACUACUGAGUCAGCAAUUUAUUCACUAUCCGUCCAAUCAAAAUCAAGACGCUAAUUUAACUUCAAAUUCUACCCUGAACAAAAAUUAUUCGUACCCAGAUUGCUCUGGUCGAUAUUGGCACUCGUCUGUGUAUGAUACCAACUCCGAGUUGCUAUGGUUACUUGGUGGUCUAGAUUUGGAAGGUGUUGUGUGUCGAGGUUUAGUGGCCGUUAAUACGUCUCUGGUUACCAUGGAUACGUCGUGUGAGGGGUGUGUGUGGCGUGUAAGAAGUGAUGGUGUGGAGCCCGAUGGCCGCUACUUGCAUACUGCAGUGGCUACUCCCUGCCCUAAUGCGACUGUGGGGGGUUGCAUGUUGGUGUUUGGGGGAUUCCCCUCUGUGGGGGAUCUGAGCACGCCCAGUAGUGAGCUGUGGCUGUACAACCAUCUCCUCCAGUUGUGGACAGUACUACAAGACUCGCCUAUUUCCCUGGCUGCUCACUCCGCUGUUGCCACGGGUAACGGAUCGAUGUUGGUGGUGGGAGGUGUGAAGGACGGACAGAUCUCUUCAGAGGUGAUAAGCUACGAUCUCCAUAGCAAUCACUGGGAGCCUUGGAGCCGCACAAACAUGCCUGGAAUGUAUGGUCACUCUGCAGUGUACGACGCCAAUACGCACUCUGUGUACUUGUUUGGGGGUGUGGUUUACUCUCGUCCCGUUGCUGACCUCAGCAAUUCUUUGUACGUCAUUAACGUGGCUACAAGAAACUGGGCAAAAGUGAUACUAUCCACUGAGCCUCCUGGUCGACUGUUUCACGCAAUGCUCCUACUAAACCACACCCUCUACAUCAGCGGGGGCCUCACUAAACCACACCCACAAGCCACACCCACUCCAUAUCCCGGACUAGCUGGUCUAGCUCCAGCCAACAACUCCGUACUGAUCGACCUAACCUCGCAAUGCAACACUGGCAAAACUGUACUAAUAGCCGAUCAUGAUAUCCGCUUAUGGGGCCAUUCAAUAGUUGCCUAUAUUGAAUACAAUGCUAAAAUUAUCGUGAGUGGUGGUUUUAACAGUGCUCCAGUUGAUUCUAUAUUUACUAUCGAACCUCCGAUAUUUUCGUGCUCCAUCGCCCAAACUCUAAAGGCCUGUCAAUUAUUGCCUUUUUGUGAGUCUUGCGUCGUCAAUGUUACAACGUUUAUCGGCUGCUACCAUAGCAACGAGAGCUGGUUAUGUAGUGACACUCUAAUCGAAUCGACUAAUAACUGCACAGUCAGCACAACCGAGGUGUGUUCACAAUUUUCAAACUGUCUCGAAUGUUUGAGUGCCGAUGUUGCCCAGGACAACGGUUGUAUUUGGAAUGGAUGUUUUGGAAUCUGUACAGACAAUUCUACAAGUAAUGUAUCAUGCAGUAGAACGGCGAGUAACUAUGACGACCAGUUUAGUGUAUGCCCAGUUGAUGCUUGUGUUUCAGCGUCGUGUCAAGAAUGUGUUUCCGAUCCAAUUUGUGGUUGGAGUUUCAUUAAAAUACAACCUAACAUUCUACAAACUACUAUCAUUAUUACAGGCAGAGAAUGGGGAUGUUAUAGGAAUGGGAUCAACUCGAUUGUAAGUAAUGAGAUACUUCGUUCUGCAACCAUAGCAACCUGUCCGUCACCUUGUAACUUUGCUAGGACAUGUCAUGAAUGCGUCCAAUCGAGGGCCUCCGCUGCCGGACCUUUAAACUGUGUGUGGGAGACCUACUCGCAGAUGUGUAUUCAACAAGACGUAGCUCCUUUGAUCUGUGCAGGGGGUCUGUGUGGGGGGUACGUAACCAACAACAACCAGGAACAAUGCCCCCUACCGUGCUCAGCGCAUUUAGAUUGUACCUCAUGUCAAACAGACCCGAAAUGUUCGUGGUAUCUCGGAUUUACUGAUAAUAAGAUAGUUGGAUAUUGCACGGAUGAGUUACGUUCACUGGACACGCUAUCUACACUGGUUGAUGACUUGUAUUCGACCUUUGAACUACGGCAGUAUUACACUACAGAGUGCCCCGGGUGUGCUGACAAUUGUAAUGGGCGUGGUGUGUGUGUUAUCAGUGCCCUGAGCUGUGACUGUGACCUGGGCUAUAUUGGGGAACAGUGUAGUGUCGAGUGUGGGUGUAACCAGCUCAGCUACUGCGCUAAUUCUAGUGUCCCUGGACGCAACACCUGUCUGCAGUGUCGGCUAAACACUCAGGGAUCUGAUUGUGGUCAGUGCAGACCGUUCUCUGUUGGUAGCCCUGGAAACGGAACUGGUUGUGUCCCUUGUCGGCAACAUUGCCAUGGAAACAGCGACUUGUGUGUGCGGAGGUCAGAGUUCAGAGAAGCCAUGGAACGCAACAUCUCCCUUGACAGAGCUGGGUUUGACUCCUUUGUGACGAGUGGGCCUGAUGAGACGGAGGCGGUGUGUGCAGAGUGUGAGGGUGGUGCCACUGGGGAGUUGUGUGAUAGCUGUCGUCCUGGUUACUAUGACGACUACUUCAGCGGACAGUCCACGAGAUGUGUUGAGUGUCAGUGCAAUGGUCAUGGUCCCUGCCAUCCCGUGACUGGAGCCUGCUCUUGUCAGAACCAAACCACAACGUGCGAUGGCUGCUCCGUUAAUAUACAGUGCUCUGCAUGUGUGACUGGCUACAUUGGCGCCCCCUCCAACAACAACCAGUGCUAUAAACAACUCUUAAUCAAUCAAAUAGCCAACUUCACAAUCCUCCCGCGACAAUCAAUAGCUCUGGCCAUCGGUCUUGACUACAUUGCAUCAAAUGUCGACGUUACAGUGCAUUUUGUGCGACAGUUUGGAGAUAUGACAAUUUAUGAUGCCCUGAAUAAUAGAGCAGUUUCAGUGACUGUUGAUGCUGAUACAUUUCAGCACGUGGCAAAUAUUCGAACGGCUUUUCAAGUAACUAGAGUAAGAAAACAAGUCGUAUCAAAGAGGCAGGCUGAAGGAGUUUUGGGGAUUUCUGACGUUUUUGUUCGCGAUUUUUCCACUGAUAAUCAACUGGCUUUAGUAAUAUCACAUGAACAGACUGAUUUCCAAUCAUUGCAACAUUUUUUGACAAUCGUAACUGGACCUUUGGGCGCUCACUUCUAUGUUUAUUACGACCAAGAAGUGGCUCGAUUGAACUAUUUCGUUUUCUCGAGUAUUUUAUUGUCUUGUUUUUUCCUGACUUUUGCAAUUGCGCUGUUUAUUUGGAAGGCAAUAAAGAUUGAGAUAAGGAGGAGGGCUCGAGUUAAUAACAGGAGACUACGAGAAGCUCGUGCCAAUCGACCGUUUGCUAAGGUGAAAGUCUAUUUUGAUAGAAAAAAACUUAUUGAUUGGAAAAAAUCAAAUCCACUUUUAUUGCUUAAGGAGCCUUUGAAAGAGACAUCAUUUGUCGGUGUAGCAUUACACACGACUAAAGAAGAGGCAAUUGCGUUGCGAACUACGAACUUACCUACAAAGAAAUAUCGAAAGCGGGAUAUAAAGAGGAUUGUUGAACCUGGUUGUAUAGAGCCAUGGCCGAUAGCUCAAGAGGUGUGCAAUGAUGGUGGUGUAUCUGUUAGUACAGUGCUGGUGAAGUUACCCACGAGGAGCAAGGUCAGUAAAGCUCAUGUACUCAAUACAGGCACUUGUCUCGUACAUCGGCCUAAAGUGGAGGAAGCAAAGAGAUGGAAGAGGAACAAUCGCUGCAUGCCCCUAGAGACAGCAACUCAAUUAUAAUAGUGUUUGUUGUAUGUAUGUGUCACAAUGAGUCACGAUGAUGCAGUUUGUGUCAUGUAGUACAUGUGUGGGUAUAAUACCUAUUGCAAUUAUCAA